Blepharisma stoltei is the source of this 978-nucleotide messenger RNA. The record is from the annotation of a GenBank genome assembly. Lineage: Eukaryota; Ciliophora; Heterotrichea; Heterotrichida; Blepharismidae.
AUGUCGUUCAAAUUUCUAGAGCUAUUUCAAGGAGUAAUCCAGUUUAGAGGGAACUUUAUUGAAAUCGUAGAAAAUGAAGAUCUUCAAGAACUCUCUAAAGAUUAUUCAAUUUCUUUUUGGAUCAAUAUACAUAAAAUCUUAAAAGGCCGCCAAGUCACAGUUUAUCAUAAAGGAGAUAACGGAACAUCUCAACCUACAAUUUCUCUUCAUGAAAGAGAUCUUCUAAUCAGUUUUGACACAGUUCGUGGUGGUAAUGAGCGUUUAUUUGCAACUGUUGAAAUUCCACUCAAAGCUUGAACUCAUAUAGCAUUCACUAUUUUCCACAAACAAUAUACUGAAGCUUCCCUUUAUAUCAAUGGAAGACUUGAUACAUCGAUUUCCUUAAACAUUGACAUUGCUCACAAUACUGGGAAUUGCUAUGUUGGAAAAGACCCUUGAAAUCAUGGAUUUAUUGGUGAAAUAGGGGAACCUCUUUUAUUUUUCACUACUUUGUCGCCUGAUGAUAUUUGGAGAAUGUAUCAGCAAAGCAUUGAAAACUGAAAUCAAUCCCAGUGCUUUAGGAGUUCACAAUUUUUUUAUGAGAGAAAAUCAAGAGCAAGCACGCCUGGAAAAUGAUUCAGAGAUAAUGAAAGUUCUAGAAUAUAUGAAGAAGGAGAAAGCAUAAGGACUUGUGACUCAUCAAUGAUGGCUUUGUCAAAAUAUGAAAAAUUAGAGGAAUUUUUUCAAAAGAAUCCCACAAUUUACCGAAAAGUAUCAGAAAUUGCAAACAGCCAGAACUGAUUGACUGUGAUUUUUAACAUCCUGAAUAUAGCUGCACCUCAAAACGGAAAGAGUGCACAAAAUAAAAUUGAAGCUGAUAGGAAAAUCCCUCCUACUGUAAAUUUGAAUAUUAAUUUCACCAAAAAAGAACUUAUUGCUCUAGCCAAAGUGUUAAGAUCUCCGCCUUAUGAAAAAUCGCCUAUAAAAAAAUCGCAUUAA